UAUCUGCUCCACUGCUCUGAUACCUCUUGCAUCUCUGAAAGAAAUGAAGACUCUGGGCAUCACUGUUGUUCUGGGACUACUGGUGGUGGUAUGGGCUCAGGUCAAUGUGCAACAGCCUCUGUGUGACUCCCCUGAGGCGGAGGAGGCUGCUCUGGUGGCUCAGAAUUACCUCAAUGCCCAGCACACUCAUGGCUACAAGUAUGCACUGAACCGGAUCGAGGAUAUUAAUGUCCUCACGAGGCCUGAUGGAGACAUCAUAUAUGGCCUGGAAAUUGACCUGCUCGAGACAGACUGUCAUGUGUUGGACCCCACACCUGUUGCCAACUGCACAGUCAGACCCAAACUGUUGACGGCAGUGGAAGGAGACUGUGAUGUGGUGCUGAAAAAGGUUGGCGGAGCUCUGACUGUUAUCGCAUUCAAGUGUAAAACAGAUGAAUCAAGAGAGGACCUCUGCUUGGGCUGUUAUUCCCUCCUGCCCCUAAAUGACACUGCAGGGCUGGAAUUUGCCCAUGCCUCCCUGGCAACCUUUAAUAACAAUACUGUGAAUGUAACUUACACUAUUCUGGAAGUUGGAAGGAUGUCAUCCCAGCUUGUGUCUGGUGGGCCACAAUAUUCAGUAGAAUAUGUCAUAGUUGAGGCGAAUUGCACUAAUGACGUCUGCGUGCCCCUGAAUGAACCCCUGGCUGAACGUGGCUUUUGCAUUGCCAGAGGUUCUCUCACUGCUCACGCAGUGGACUGCAAGAUGUUUAACGUUCUGAUGCCUGUUGUAGAUGCCAACAGCACUGCAGUGCCAGAUCCUGCUUUGCCACCAGCAGUCCAUGUGUUCACAGGCAGCCCAUCACACAAGCAUGGUCUAAGACACCAUAAACUGACCUCUCACCAUGACCCUCAUCUAAGCGGCCUUCUGUCUGCAGAAUCAGCAGAAUCAGAUGAAAUUGUACCAAUAGUCCCUGCAGUGGUUGGUGCCCCUGCUGCACCUGGUAACCCAGCUCCAGCUGGUGAUUCCACUCCAGCUGCUGGUCCCACUCUAGCAGCUGAUCCUGCUCCAGCUGUUGAAGCCACUCCAGCUGCUGAUGCUCCAGCUGCUGAUGCUCCAGCAGCUGAUUCUGGAUCAGCCUCAGAUUCCCCACACAGUAGUGAGAUCCCUCGUAUUUUGUUCAAGAGAGAUGUGGCUGUUACACCCGACCUGACAGUCGUUGACGGCCCUGGACCUCAAACAGACCCUAUUCUUCUUGUGCCAGCUUGCCCAGGAAGGGUUAGAUUCUUCAAGUGAACAGGUCCCACAGACUCUAUAUUUACCUCCUUCAGCAACACUGGUGCUAGCUUAACUUUAAUUGAUAUAUGAACAUGUGCUGUGGUAGGUAGAUGUAAUACUAGUACAUGUCCUAAAAAUGAGUAAUGAUCAACUGUUUGAAAUGACCAGUUUUUGAAAUAUCUGUAAAAUGGGUGAUAAACAUUUGCAUUUAAUGCUGCUGAAUAAAUCUCCUAAGUUGAA
Messenger RNA from Seriola dumerili (greater amberjack), 1495 nucleotides. It is a transcript of the gene ahsga, whose product is annotated as alpha-2-HS-glycoprotein-like. NCBI's taxonomy places the organism in Eukaryota, Metazoa, Chordata, Actinopteri, Carangiformes, Carangidae. The record is from RefSeq and is a predicted model, not a curated record. Gene Ontology annotation, molecular function: cysteine-type endopeptidase inhibitor activity. The transcript has 7 exons. The coding region runs from base 44 to 1273 and encodes 409 amino acids. Gene Ontology annotation, cellular component: extracellular region; blood microparticle; extracellular matrix. Gene Ontology annotation, biological process: negative regulation of endopeptidase activity.